AUGGCAUUUGGUCCAUCAUGGCGCACUGCAGUGGCGCUCUCGAUGGCUACUCUUGCUCAUCUGGCAACUGCGGAUAUUUGCUCGGUGAUCAAGCAACAGGGCACCGAAAUUGAAAAGCCACUGACUCUCGCCUACAAUGCCGAGUUGACAAAGUACUGGUCCGCUGCUUGUGGAGACCUUCGGCCAUCAUGUAUUGCUGCUCCUUCGAGUGCCCUUGAGAUGUCGGCUAUUGUGAAGCAGCUGCAUAACUUUGACGACCUUUUUGCGGUGAAGUCGGGUGGUCAUAUGCCCAAUAAUGGCUUCGCGAGUGUCCAGGAUGGACUUCUCAUCUCCACCAAGAAUCUUGACCAGGUGAUCUAUAAUCCCGAAGAUCAAACUGCAAUCAUUGGUCCUGGUUUGUCGUGGGAGGAUGCUCAGAAGGGUCUAGAUGGCACUGGCCGAACCAUUGUUGGUGGGCGUCUUGGUGGUGUCGGCGUCGGCGGCUAUAUGCUUGGAGGCGGAUUGAGCUUCCUGAGCUCCCAGUAUGGCUGGGCCGCUAACAACGUGGUGAACUUUGAGGUUGUCCUUGCCAAUGGGACGGUUGUUAACGCCAAUGCGAAGGAAAACACUGAUCUUUUUGCGGCUCUCAAGGGAGGUGGCAACAACUUUGGCAUCGUCACCGCAUAUACACUCCAAACACAUCCUCAAGAUCACAAGGUUUGGGGAGGAAACUAUGUCUUUACUGCCGACCAGACCCCCCAGGUCCUCAGCGCUGUACGCGAUUUCACUGAGAAUUAUCCUGAUGACAAGGCUGCCAUUAUCGUGACCGUUGAGAAGGGCUUGCUGAUCCACACGUGGAUCAUGUUCCUUUUCUAUGAUGGACCUGAGCCACCAGAAGGGGUCUUUACCAACUUCACUGCCAUUCCUCAUACCAGCACCACCAAGACCUGGGAUAGCUAUUAUGACCUGCUCAAACACAACGAUCUCUUCAUUCUGCAUGGCCAACGGUACACCAUCGCUACGGAGACCACUCCCCUGCCGAAUAAGACAGUCGGCGCAGAAGUCAUGCAGGGCUACUACGAUCACUGGCUCGAUGUAGCCAAGUCCGUUCUGGAUGUGACCGGCGUGAUUGCGUCUCUUGCAUUCCAGCCGAUGCCGCGCACGAUCACUAGCAAGGCCAAAGCCCUGGGAGGAGAUCUUCUUGACUUCCCGACCGAUCAAGACUACAUUAUCAUCGAGCUGGAUUACUCCUACGCUUUUGCCAUCGAUGACAACAAGAUUGAUGCUGCCGUUCAGCGUCUCUAUGGUGGUUUCGACAAUAUCAUCAGCGCCAACAUUGACAAGGGACUUUUGCCUGAUGUAUACCGGCCCCUGUUCAUGAACGACGCGUACUUCCGCCAGGACUACUGGGGUCGCAUCCGCACCAAGGAACAGGCGCUGCAGACCAGACUCAAAUAUGACCCUGAUGGGUUUUUCCAAAAGAGAACAAGCGGGGGAUUCAGGCUUCGCUAG
This is a messenger RNA of Aspergillus clavatus NRRL 1, 1491 nucleotides long. RefSeq names its product FAD-binding oxidoreductase. The record is from RefSeq and is a predicted model, not a curated record. The coding region runs from base 1 to 1491 and encodes 496 amino acids. The transcript has 7 exons. Gene Ontology annotation, molecular function: FAD binding. NCBI's taxonomy places the organism in Eukaryota, Fungi, Ascomycota, Eurotiomycetes, Eurotiales, Aspergillaceae.